CUUCCGCUUUGCAAUAAUUUUGCAAGUCUGUUCUUGGCGAUUCAUAAUACUUAAAGGCGUUUCUUUACAAUUAAGAUGACUUCACGUAGCAAUGUAGCUGCGAAGAGGUGGGAAAUAACUUUUAUUGUAUAUAGCAUCACAUUGUAGCUUGGCAUAAUUAUGUUAACAUGUUUACUUUUAGCAGUAACAAUGUAUUAGAUGUUGUAUCCAAUGUAAACAAUGGCCAUUAGAUGAAAUUGGCCCAAGUCUAGGUUUUUAAAAAUAAAAACAAAAUGCAGCCCUGGCUAUUUAAAAUAUCUAGCAAAACAAGCAAACUAAAACAAGCUCAAAAUUAUUUAUCAUCAUUGAAAAUUAUUGUUAUUUGCCUUUCAACAUUUUAUAAUUUUAAGUUUAGAAAUAGUAAAGUAAAAAGUUUAGUUAGUAGGCUAAUUUUAAUUAUAUAGUUAUAGUAUAAGUCAUAUAAACUAUAAUAUAAUAAAGCCUAUGCCUACCUAUGGCCUUAAAUAAGUUUUAUAGUAAAGUAAUUAGGAAUACUGUUAUACAAAAUGCCUAUAGUCUCAUCCUACUACCUAUUUAGCAAAACGAAGUCAUUAGUCACAGAGCUGUGCGGAUAACGCUCGCCGUUAUUCACAGAUUUCGGUCUGCCGAUAACGCUCGACAUUAUUCGCAGAAUGUGAUAAAUUAAAUUAUGAAUAUAAAAUACAAAGUUCGUAUGUAAAGAUCUCCUCGGCAGUGUAGUGGUCAGUAUCUCCGCCCGUCACCCGGCAGACAUAGGAUCGAUUCCCUGUCGGGGAAGCCUCAUUUUUAUAAAUAAAAUUUUAAAAAAAAUAUAUUUAAUGGUUAUUUCGUAGUGUUAUAUUAUAAUAAUAUUCUUCAUAUGGCUUUCUUAUUCUGUUCACAUAGUUUUAUUAUUAUUUUCAUAUAGUUUUGUUACUUAUGUUACAAGUUUCAAUCUAUUUUGUUAGAAUGUUCACUCAAGUUUUGUCAAAAAGCUGUAAACAACAUGGACAUGCAGAUGAGCCGCAUAAACCAUGUUUAAGUCAUAAACAGCUGUUCUAACUGUACAUUGUGAUAUACUUUUAGCUCUUUUGACUGUUUAAUUUUCUUUGUAUUAUUCCACUCAUAGACUUUAACAUCCAUUUGUUUUUUCUCUAAUAAACAAAUACUUAUUAAUAGCUUACUUAUUCAAAUAUUUUAGAUCUCAGAGUUGUGUAUUAAUGUUUAGCUGAAAAAAUAUGUCACGUUUUAUUUGUUUCAUUUUAUUUUCUAAUAAGUAUCAUAAUAAGUAGGGACACAAUAUGCCGCUCCAGAAAUAGUUGAAAUAACAUUUAGUGAUGACAAUGAAAUGAACAUACCGGUACCGUACUUAAAACAUAUCAAUAUCAUUGACAUCAACAAUUUUAGCUCUUGUAAAAAAAAUGUUGAUAAUUGAAACAAAAAGCCAUACUGCCACUGUUGUAACUAUGGGUCUAAAUAUAAAAAAAGCAUACAAAAAUUAAUUGGAACCCUGCUGGUCGUAGGAUGCAUUGCGAGUCUUGGGGAAGUAAAGUUCCCUUGGGGCAAUUGAAGGAGCGUUUACAAGUGUGAGUGUAUUGCCAGCGCAAUAACCAGCCAGCUUUACUUUUCCCCAGCUAAGGCCAGAGCUGGGUAGACUUAGGGACACCCUCAAGGAUCAGAAAAAAAUACUAGCCUUAAACAGGAUUAGAUUCUGUUAUUAUCGAUGUAGGGCAUAUAUGCCCCACCCCGUCUCUCAGAUGGCCGCCUGAUGGAGACACCUCUCUGCAUCAUAACACUGUUGCACGGCAUGUCAACUAUUUCUGUCAGAACUUUUCUGGACUACGUGAUAUAUCAUAGUGCUUUAAAAAAACUAAACGAUAUCCUAUCAAGCUUUGACAUCAUUUAAAGACAUCUCUACAGUGGGUGAAAGUGAGUCUACAUGAAGAAUACCGGUACUAUAUUUAUUACUGGUAUAACAUUUAAUAUGAAAUACCAGAAAAUUAUUAGCUAUGUCUAGGAGUAGGAGGUUUGACUGGAUCUAUUAGUAACACUCUAUAGGUCGAAUAUGUUGGCCCCUAACAGAGCAGAUGUAGGCACAAUUAAUCGUCCUAUAUCCAAUAUAUAGGCUAUAGUUAGACCUAUUACAUUUUUUAAAUUUAACUUGUGCAUACCGGUAGCUUCGGUUUUGAGAUGUGUUUGUGCCAUUCUCAUUAACGAUCGAUCUCUCCUACACUACUUUAAACUACACCCCUACCCCGGCUUGGAAUGUGAUCUUAAUUAUUUCUAGAAAUGUGCGUAAUUAUGGGAACAUUUCUGUCUAACAAUAACGCUCUGCAUUAUUCGCAGAUUUUGGUCUGCCGAUAACGCUCGGCGUUAUUUGCAGAUCUCGGUCUGCCGAUAACGCUCAACGUUAUUCACAGAGCUGUGUGGAUAAGGCUUCCCUUAGCAAAAUGGGACCUCAUAUUACACUAAAUUACAGUAUAGUGUAUAGUAUUUUAAAAUAAUGUUAUUUUAAUAAUUUGGCCUCUAACUAUAAUAUUAUAUUAUAAUUUAUAAUAAUGAGUAGUGGAUGGGCAUUGUCAUAGUUCCUACAAUCUACAACACAAUAAUUAAAGUUUAAAAUUAGUAUAAUUAUUUCAUUAUAAAUUUUAAAAAUUUUGUAGGGUAACUGAUUAUCACUUCAACUUUAAUGACUUCAAGAUUCAAGAUGAUUGAAAUUGAAAUUUUAACUUAAUAGAUUGUAUUCUUAAAAUAGACCCAUUCCUACAUUUUAUUCAAAGUUAAACAUAAAUUUUGUGAUUUUUUAAAUUUUUUUUUCUUCAGGGAAGACCAAGUUAAAUUUGCUCAAGGCAGGAUUUCUCUGGUUGAAAAAUACUAUGGUCUCUUGUGUGAUACCUUAGGAUCGGUCAUUCGAAAAUCUGCUAGAUUGAGAGAUAAAGGUCAAUUAGUUGAAGUUUUGUAAUCAAAUUUAAUUUUCAAGACUCAUAUAAAUCAAGGACACUUGCAGUAUCACUCAAUUUUGCUUUGUCACUAUUACUUGUAUGUUAUUAUGCAAUUAUUUUCCUGCAGACUGACACAGUCUAUAAAUUAACUGAAUAAUAAAAGAGUUGUAGACUCAGAGAAGUCAGAGUUAAGUCUUAAGCUUAAAUUAACUCAUCUCCCGUAAAAUUUAAAAAUAAUAAUUGUAACAUGUCAGUUCUAUUGGGCAGUAAAAGCACCUCAUUUUAUCAUAUGUUUAGAGCUAAUUACUAGCAAUAAUUUUUUUUUUUUUUUUUUUUAAUUGUGAGAUAGGAAUAGAUUUAUUAAAUGUUUUGUCAUGAAAUUAUUAAAUAAUUUAUCAUGGAUAAAUUAUAUAUUGCUUAUCUAAUUACAAUUCAAGCAGUUUAAAAGCGAACUAAACAUUUGAGAUCUUAGUUUUGUUUGCAGAAUUCAAGGCUCUUUCCAAUUUUAGCUACAAUUUUGAAGUGUUUAUAUAUCUUUGUCUAAAAAUGCAAUAUGUUGUUUUCUACAAUAAUUCCUUUUUAUUAAUUAAUUUUUCAGGAGAUUUGUUUUCACAACAUUUAAAAGAAUAUGCUGAUAAUGAAAGAAUUAACGGGUCUACCAAAGUAAAUCUUACUACAUUUGCACAGAACUUUUCAGCUGUACAAGAUUACAGACAUGCAGAGGUUUGUGUAUAUGGAUGUCAUUGGCAUGCCAGUCCCAUUGAUUGUGGCUUGUAACUGAUGUAUAAUUUAAACUUCUUUAAGUGGGCCCCAUAACUUGGUCAACUAGAAUGUUCCUGUGCUGGGUUUUUAUGUGCUACGGUACACAUCUUCAUAUAAAAUAAACCCUAUCUUUUUAAUCUAGAAAUUUAUCUGCUUGUUUAAUUGGACAUUAAUUAAUUUACUAAAAUUUACUAAAAACCUGUUCUGUAGCUAAAAACAAUUUAUUUUGUUUUUUGGCCGAUUAAAAAACUAGUCUGUUAAAUGCUUAAUUUCAUAAAAAACAAACCAUGUUUUUCAUCUAUAAAUUCCUAUGCAAGGUUAAUUGGAAAUUUAGCUAACUUUUGUUUUUUUGCUUUUUUUUUGGCAUGUUAAUAAACCAGUCUAUGAAAUACUUUAAAUUCAAAUAAUUUUAUUCGGCUAUUAGUAAUGUUAAUAAAUAAAAAACGUUGACUCAUUAUUUAUCAGGUUCAACGAUUGGAAGAAAAAGUUUUAAAGCCACUCACACGAUAUGGAAAAAUCUGUAAAAAUAUGAAAGUGAGUUUUAAAUGUUAGCCAGUGUGUUAAAUUUUUAUGAAAUUAAAUUAUUUAAUUUUAUUUCUCUAUUUUUAUGAGAAAAGGCUACAUAACUUAUCACAUCUUCUGAUUGCAGUCCAGUGUGCGAAGUAACCAAAAUGCCACAAAAAGUGAAGCAAAACAGUUGGAGAAGUUGGAAAAACUGCAGCAAAAAGGACCAGCAGAUAGCUCAGAACUUGUAUCCUUGAUUUCUAGGGUUUUUCUGGAGCAAAAUUGACUAACUGAAAUUAUUCUUAACCUUUUUUUUUUAAACUACUGAGCUAGAAAUUGAAGCUAGUUGUGAAAGUAACCAUUCCAACAGGUAGACCUGUAUUUAAAUAAUGUGAGAUUUAUCUAUACAACAUUUUCAAUAUUUUUCUAGGAAAUUAAUUUUUACUUAAAGAUAAUGGCAUAGUUGUUGCCAGACCAACAUAAUAAAAAUAAAGAAAGGAAAAGAGGAUAAUUUUUUUUUAAUUUGAUACUUGAUUGUCUUGAAAAAUUGUCAGGUGUUGUUUUGAGGGUUAAAGAUAUUAUCUUAUUACUCUAUAAGUAUUAUAAAUAUUACAAUCAGGGUUUAUAUAAAGUUAAAUAUUUGUUUGAAAAUAUUUUUCUUUAACAGUUUCCAGGUAAAGGUAUGACUAUUGUGUGGUCCUGAAAAGGUGUCUCACAGUCAAACAACCAAAAGGGAUGUAGAAGGAUUAUUUUAAUGACAAAAAGUAUAUUAGGAGCAGUUAUUAUAAGUUGUCGCCUCGUAUCAUAAAUUGUGACUCUUAUCACUAUGUGGACAGCUGGUCAUAGACACAUUUUUAUUUUCAAAUGUUUUUUUUUUUCAUCUCGUUUUUCUCUAGGCUCAGGCAUAUUUACAAAGAAUGAGACAAGUGAGUGGGAAUUUCCAGGAACAGUUGCUAAGUGAAAUGGAUAGAUUUGAAAAGGAGAAAAUCUCAGAUUUAAAGGUAGUUCAAAUGUUAUUAAAAAGGAACUGAUGUAAACGAGAUCUUAAGCUGCUUCAUAUUUUCUCUAUGUUUAAAAAAAUUAUAGAAUAAAGUUUAUUGGCUAGUUUGUUUAGUCCUUUCUGUCUUUUAAGUUCUUAUAGAUUUUAAAGAAAGGGAAUUUGGCACCUGGCAUUCAUGAAGCUUAGUAAGAUGUAAUGCAUUAAUUGUCUAUCAUGAAAAUUUAAUUUUUAGCAAGGCUGUAACAAACAUUAUAUUUUUCAUUAAUAUGAAUAUAAAGAAAGAAACCUUUUUCUACAAGUUAUUAAACUGUAAUAAUUAUUACUUUGGAAAUAAAAUUAACAUUCACAUUCACAAUAAGACAAGAUAAUAUUCUUUAUUGACCCAAAUAAAUGGAAUUUUUUUUUAUAACAAUGUACAUAUUCAUUUUCAGAACAUAGAUGAAUAUUUUUACCAAUGCAACAUCUUUGAAUUAAAACAAUUUAAACACAAGACAUUUUAGUUAUUUUCAAUCACAAAAAUCAGCGGUGAGUGAUGACUUUUUUUCCCCCCUCCAGUCAGUUCUCAGUGAAUAUGUCAAAAUAGAGAUGAUGUUUCAUGCCAGAGCUCUCAAGUAUUUGUCAAAGUGUUACCAAGCAGCCCAG
This is a messenger RNA of Lymnaea stagnalis (great pond snail), 5847 nucleotides long. The record is from the annotation of a GenBank genome assembly. Lineage: Eukaryota; Metazoa; Mollusca; Gastropoda; Lymnaeidae.